Molecule: messenger RNA, 14001 nt
Organism: Scophthalmus maximus (turbot)
Lineage: Eukaryota; Metazoa; Chordata; Actinopteri; Pleuronectiformes; Scophthalmidae
Gene: ankrd52a
Product: ankyrin repeat domain 52a
Exons: 28
Coding region: 151-3384 (1077 amino acids)
Cellular component (GO): cytoplasm
Molecular function (GO): protein binding
Source: RefSeq, a predicted model, not a curated record
ACAGUGACAGAAGAACCGAGCCCCGCAUUUUUCUGUUUUGCAAAACCAGCGAUGGGUGUCGUCUGAGCGGGUUGGACAGUAGCGCGCCGCACUAUACCUCGGGGAAGUUCGAUCCUCAUGAAGGAGCUCCGUCCUGGCUGAGUUUGGGAGAUGGGAGUACUCAACAUUGCAGACCAGCCUCCUCUGGUCCAGGCCAUCUUCAACCGUAAUGCCGAAGAACUUCAACAAUUAUUGCACAAAAAGGAGGAUGUCAAUGCACUGGACCAAGAGCGGCGUACGCCACUUCAUGCUGCUGCCUGUGUGGGGGACGUCCAUGUGAUGGACCUCCUCAUUGAAUCAGGUGCCAGUGUUAAUGCUAAAGACCACGUGUGGUUGACCCCACUGCACAGGGCAGCUGCUUCCAGGAACGAAAGGGCAGUGGGUCUGCUGCUGAGGCGCGGAGCGGAGGCAAAUGCACGGGACAAGUUCUGGCAGACGCCACUGCACGUGGCCGCUGCCAACCGCUCCACGCGCUGCGCAGAGGCCCUGGUCACCCAGCUGAGCAACCUGAACAUGGCGGAUCGCACGGGUAGAACUGCUCUGCACCACGCAGCUCAGAGUGGGUUCCAAGAGAUGGUAAAGCUGUUGCUGAACAAAGGGGCCAACCUGAGUGCCAUCGAUAAGAAGGAGAGGCAGCCUAUCCAUUGUGCUGCUUACUUGGGGCAUGUGGAUGUUGUGAAGUUGCUGCUGUCCCGCAGCGCAGACAAGAGCUGCAAGGACAAGCAGGGCUACACGCCUCUGCACGCCGCUGCUGCAAGUGGUCACAUCGAAAUUGUAAAGUACCUACUGAGGAUAGGGGUGGAGAUUGAUGAACCCAAUGGCUUUGGAAACACUGCGCUUCACGUGGCCUGCUACAUGGGACAGGAGGCGGUCGCUACGGAGCUGGUGAACCACGGAGCCAAUGUGAACCAGCCCAACCGGUGCGGCUACACCCCUCUGCACCUGGCCGCCGUGUCCACCAACGGUGCCCUCUGUCUGGAGUUGCUGGUCAACAAUGGGGCAGAUGUCAACCAGCAGAGCAAAGAAGGGAAGAGCCCUCUGCACAUGGCAGCCAUUCACGGACGCUUCACACGCUCUCAGAUCCUCAUCCAAAACGGUGGGGAAAUCGAUUGCGUGGAUAAGUAUGGCAAUACUCCCCUCCACGUUGCUGCUAAGUAUGGCCAUGAACUGCUGAUCAGCACUCUAAUGACCAAUGGAGCAGACACGGCCAGACGUGGGAUCCAUGGAAUGUUCCCCUUGCACUUAGCUGUGCUGUACGGGUUUUCAGACUGUUGUCGCAAGUUACUCUCCUCAGGUCAGCUGUAUAGUAUCGUUUCAUCUAUGAGUAAGGAGCACGUGCUAUCGGCCGGGUUUGACAUAAACACCCCUGACAACUUUGGGAGGACCUGUCUACACGCUGCUGCCUCCGGAGGAAAUGUUGAAUGUCUGAACUUGCUCUUAAGUAGCGGUACCGACUUAAACAAGAGGGACAUAAUGGGAAGGACACCGUUGCACUAUGCAGCUGCUAAUGGGAGGUACCAGUGCACUGUGACCCUGGUGAGCGCUGGCGCUGAGGUCAACGAGCCCGACCAGACGGGCUGUACUCCCCUGCACUACUCUGCCGCGUCCCAAGCCUUCAGCAGAGUUGAUCGUCAUUUUUCUGGGAACCAUCAGAACGAUGAGGACGAGGCAAAGGAAUCGUACUUCUGCUUGGAGCAUCUUUUGGACAAUGGUGCUGAUCCAUCGAUGGUCAACUCAAAGGGUUACAGUGCUGUUCACUAUGCAGCUUACCACGGCAACAAGCAGAACCUGGAGCUGCUCCUGGAGAUGUCCUUUAAUGCACUAGGAGACAUAGAGAGCAGCAUUCCAGUCAGUCCGCUGCAUCUUGCUGCUGAUAAAGGUCACUGGCAGGCGCUGCGUGUGCUGACUGAGACCGCGGCGUACGUGGACAUGCAGGACGCCGCGGGCCGCUCUGUGCUCUACUUGGCCGCCCAGAAAGGCUACGCCCGCUGCGUGGAGGUGCUGCUGGCUCAGGGAGCCUCCUGUCUCCUCAACGACAACCGUCUCAUGUGGACUCCAAUUCACGUUGCAGCUGCCAAUGGUCACUCAGACUGCCUGCGCAUGAUGAUUGAUUAUGGGGAGGACGGGGAUCUCACCAACGUCGCAGACAAAUUUGGCCAGACCUCGCUGAUGCUCGCCGUUCAGGGAGGUCACACUGAUUGUGUCCACUUCCUGUUGGAGAAGGGUGCCUUGCCAGAUGCCAUGGACAAGAGGGGCAGCACAGCUUUGCACAGAGGGGCGGUGUUGGGGCACGACGACUGUGUGACGGCGCUGCUGGAGCACAAAGCCUCUGCACUGUGUAAGGACACCCAGGGUCGGACACCGCUGCACUACGCCGCAUCCAGAGGCCACACGGAGAUCCUGGCCAGUCUGGUGCAGGGCGCCAUGGCAACUGACCCGCAAGAUAAACUGCUGGACAACAAACAAUACACCCCGUUACACUGGGCUGCUUACAAAGGGCAUGAAGACUGUUUGGAGGUUUUACUUGAAUUUAAAACAUUUAUCCACGAAGAGGGAAACCCUUUCACCCCCCUGCACUGUGCUCUGAUGAAUGGCCACAGCGGCGCUGCAGAGAGACUUCUGGAAUGUGCCGGGGUCCAGAUGAUUAACACCAGAGAUGCCAAAGGAAGGACCCCGCUGCACGCUGCUGCGUUUGCAGAGGAUGUCGCAGGACUUCAGUUGGUGCUUCGCCACGGCGCAGAGAUCAACGCGGUUGACACAAGUGGACGCUCUGCACUGAUGGUGGCUGCUGACAAGGGCCACAGCGGCACUGUGGCCAUCCUCCUUCACCGGGCCAAGGCCGACCUGACACUGCUUGAUGACAACAGGAACACUGCCCUGCACUUGGCCUGCAGCAAGGCUCAUGAGAUGUGUGCCCUGCUGAUUCUGGGAGAGAUCCACAGUCCGACACUCAUAAACGCCACCAACAGUGCUCUGCAAAUGCCCCUCCAUCUUGCAGCACGUAACGGCCUGGCGACGGUGGUGCAGGCACUGCUGAGUAGAGGAGCCACUGUGCUGGCUGUGGAUGAGGAAGGCCACACCCCAGCUUUGGCCUGUGCUCCCAACAAGGACGUGGCUGACUGCCUGGCUCUGAUCCUCUCUACCAUGAAGCCUUUCCCCCAGCGGGACCCUUCCUCCUGCUCCUGCUCCUCUCCCGCCGUCUCCCCGUCCCCGGGUCUCAACUUGCUGAAGCACUGCGGCAUCACCGCCGCCUGCGCCCCCCUGCCCAGCAACGGCCUCCACAACGGCUUCGUCAAAGACCGCCACGGCGCGCCAGUCGGCCUGGACGGGUGUCUGUCUGAGUGAGGUGACGCGCAAACCCACCCUACCCCCCCUACCCCUCAGUCAGCUGCUAGCACCAUCAUCACCACCAGGGGGCGACUCCCUUUAACAUGGCCCAGAGGACCAGGAGAGCACCCACCCACAUGUCUGUUCUCUCUGUGUGUGAGUGUGUUUGUGAGUCAGUGUGUGUGCGUGCGUGAGUGUUUGGUCUUCUCUUGAGGUGCAGUCAAACCUAAUAUGCAAUUAGAUCCCAUUCCUCCAUCUCCUCGUAGAGCUUAACACGUAGAGGCAACUUGCUCUACAAGGUCACUCGGAUGAAAAAGCGUGGUGUCCGAAAAAACAAACACGAGCAAUCUGGCCAAUCUCUAAAUCAUUUAACCCUUUAAAAACCAUGGUGACAUAAUUAUAUAACCCACCGUCUUUAAGAGCAUGGAAAUCUCUGUAUCCUCCACUUUGUCUUUUUAAUCUGCAUAUCAUUCAGUAUGAAAAAACAAAAAAAUCAUAUCAUGUUGAAUCAGUUUUGGUGACCUUGUAGAGGAACGUACAGCCUUCCCAAAAGAAUGAUCAAAGAGUUUCUUUGUUUUUGUUUUUUUGGUGAUUUAUUAUAAUUAUGAUUAUUUUUCCUUCUUCUCUUUUGUUUUUAAUUGUCCGUUAGCGUAGAUUUUUAUGAAGGAACCACACAAGGGAAAAUCUAAAAAAAUGUUUUGCUUAAAGAGUGCAAUGCUUGUGUACUUACAGUACAAUCCGAAAAUUUGGAAAAGGGUCGCAAUAGAUGUUGAUUCCAUAGCGUACUUUUAAAACGUACGGCCUAGAAUUGUUAUUGUUUUUGGCAUUAUAAGAUAAAUUUGGUAAUGCUGCUGAAAUACAUUAGCAUGUGUCUCCUUCCAAAGGAGAGCCGCGUUCGGGUUCAGCGUUGUCAACGUCGACUUGUUUCUCGAUGCCGACACUUGUUUUAAAGAUGCUAAAAAAAGAAAAAAGUGUUUGUUUAAGCUAGAAUGUUUCUAAGCAUAUAAGUUAUGACCAAAGUUGAUCAACACUACUAUGGCUAUAAAUUAUUUAUUUGAGAUGAACUGUACUGUAUAGAGAAAGUCAAUAGAUCUUGAUAUACCUCGUCAAACUCGUUUAGCAGCUGCUUCAUCUUCACCCAGGGUCCGUAGGCCGAAUGUUCUCAUGUUUUUUUUGUUGGUUUUUUUCAGCUUUUUUUCUUCGUAGGACAGGAGAACUACUGUAGGAUAGUGAAUGACUGAGGCCUUGUUUAUUUCUAGAUGAAGGCUUUACUAGUAAUAUCUGCCAACAACACCUCAUCAAAGCAUCAUAUAUCUGAGCACAUAAAUGAACAAGCCAUUUCAAUUUAUUUCCCAUCUCUUUAACAGUGUUUUUUAUUUUUUUGGGAAGAGAUUUCAGAACUCGAAUAGGCCUAAUGAAUCGAAAAGCGAGCAAUUGUUUUGCUAAUGAGGUUUUUGUUUUGUUUUUGUUGCAUCGUUGUUGUUGUGUUUCUGAAGUUGAACCGACCAUCGGCGUUGUUGUUUCACAAGUUAUUUCUUGGAGCUGGUGAACUAGUCUUAAACAUCUAAUAGCGUAUAUCUCAGCUUCUCGUGGUCAACUCUGAUCAAUUAUUAUAACUGAAAGAUUUCUUUUUUAAAAACGAGUAAGUCUGCUAUUUAUAUUGGGCAGUUUUCAAGCAAUAUUUUCUUUUGGCCUUUAAUUUUUAUUUUUUUUUUCGUUAUUGAAUAGACAAUCACUGUCACAAGGGCUUUUGUUUCCCUGGAAUGUGUUUAGAUGUUUUCCUUUUUCUUCCUUUUUUUUGUUAUUAUUAUUAUUAUUACAUGGAAAAAAAUGACUAAAGACUAAACGAAUGGCUCUGUGUGCGCCGGGCAUUUUACUGUCACAGUGUCAACGCGAAUGCACUGGACUGCCUUUACGGCAUCUCAUGAAAUGCCUUUUUUUGACCCAUGCCUUUCCAUAAAAAACGCAUCAUUUCAGUUGGAUCGCAAUUAAUGACGGAGUGUGACGAGCCCUGAGACUUGGAUUAUCUUUCCUGCCACAUUCGAUAGCAAACAACAUUGAACCACGGUCGAAUCAUAAGUAUCUAGUGGGAAGAGAGAAAAAAAAAACAUUGCCCAGCAUAUCUUUAAUAUGUAACGGCAUUAUUAUCAAAAUGACCAGGGGUGUCGAUAUCCCUUCAUGUUAGCAAAUAGGGCUGAGAGGAAGACGGGGGGAGGGAUCUUUGCUUAGGUCAAUACUUGUCUAGAUUUCAGGAAUAGCAGAAAUCCAAAUAUGUGCUUUGUUAUUGUUUUAUGGGUAUUAAUUUUGUCGUCUCCUCAUCCCCAUUUCUGGUACUAAGCAUACUAAAGAUGAUUGUAUCGGACCACUAGAGCUGUUUGUGACUUUCAGAUGUUCUAUCUAUGCUAUUUGUUUUGUCCUCCAAACCAUCUGCUGGUGGUUCGAUUACACUUAGUAAGAUUGUUCUUUGUCAUUGGCGUGAUAACUUCAUAAUCCACUGGGUUGAUGAGGUGGCACAAUUGCACACAUUAGUUGACUGGAUGAGAGACGAGGACCUAGACUAGGCAAUGUCGUUUGAAAAAAGAAAAAAAACCGGAGAAAGUCUUUGACGUUAUUUUUUACUUUGUUGUUUCACAGCGUUAAUUUCUCGAAUCAGUGUAGUCGGCAUUUCAAUUGAACUCCAUAACUUCACUGGAAUGCAUUAAUUGGUGAAUCCCAGCCUCGAUCAAUUUCUAAUUUACACGGUUAUAUUAUUGUUAAUAAUAGGGAUAGCUGCAUAAUUAUUAUUCUUCUUCUUUUUGUAAUCUCAGGAUCUGUGCUGAAGCCGCAGGCAGAAAUUGUACUAUUCCAUCAGAUCUCAGCAGGAUGAUUAUGUCUACAUUUUUUUAAUUUUUUUAAUGGGAUGUUCCAUAAUUUAAUUCCCUUUCUUUUUUUUCUUCUUUUUUUCCCUAAUCCCACAGCACUUAAUUAGAUAGUGAAGCGCGCACUUUAGUACAUUCAGGUUCUAAGUGUGCAAAGGAUGUAUGUACUUGUGUUUACAUGCAUGUGUGUUGCUGCUGAAUACAGGAAGGUGGGGGGGGGGGUGCAAAAAGACAAGCAAAGGCUGCAACAAAAUUGUACACUCUUAUCAAUGCAUUAUAUUUAAAACAGGAGAGAAAAAAAAGCCAAGUGUCUCUAAGCACUUCGGGACAGUGUCCACUGCCCACUGACUUCUUUGUGUGUGUGAUAUCUAUCUUUUGGGGGGCGAACCGGCCCGACACAAAGUGACGAGGUUGCAUUACUACCCAGCCUACUGUUCACAAUACAGACUCUGGCCUAAGUCACUUCCAAAGUCAGUCCAGUGAUUCAACAGACACCUCAGGCAGGCUCCUCGAAAUCCUCCACAUACUCCCUCUGCCUCGCGUCAGUGCUGCUCAGGCAGGGAUUUAUUGUUAUUAUUAUAAUUAUUAUUAUUUUCUUCUUCUCUCUUGUCACGUCGUUAUCUGACCAGUAAACGGAGCCGUUGUCCCUCGCAACUAUUCAAGUUGUACCUGAAUCCUUUUUUGUCGUAUCACAGUAUUUUUUCUUUUUCAUUUUCUUUUUUUUUUUUUUUUAAUCUGUGUGUACCAGUGAUAUCUGACUGAUUGUGCAUGGAGCUAGAUCACAAUUUUGAUAUAUCUAUAUAUAUAUAUAUAGUUGACGAUUAAAUUACAAAUGGAGCAUAUACAAUAUAUCUGGAGUCGGAAAGCAAUGAAAGGUCCAAUUGUAGCAAUAGAGCGUGUGUGUGUAUUAAAAGAAAGAAAGUGUGCAGCACAAAUAUUGCACUGCCAUCCAUUUUAGGCCAAUUCAGCAAAUCAUAGCAUAAAUGCCAAUGGAAGAUUUUUAAAAUGCGGGUUGGAUGUUAUAAUCUUUGGUCACAAUUGAGGCCUGUUUUGCCAAAACGUGGCGAGAGGGAGGGAGGGGGGGGCGAGGGGAGUGACAACCUCUCGGUAAAGCAGCAAUGGAUUUAUGCAUAUGUUUCAAAGCAGUUUACAGUCUGACCAUCAAAAAUCUGAGCCAUGAAUUUUUUUCUGACUGAAAUGAAUGUAGGGUCAGUUUAGAGCAGGACAAUUUUCUUUUUUUCUCCCGACUUUAAACUGUUGCUCUUCAUUUGUCUUGUGUAGAUGUAAUUAUACAGGUAGCAUGUCAUGACCUAUUCUCUACAUAAUAUACAGCGUGUGUGUGUGUGUGUCAGUAGUCUUCCUGCAUUAAGGGUCUGAAUGGGGGCUUUUUUUUAAAAAAAUAUAUUGUUGGAGUAUAGGCCUGCUGCUGUCGUCUAAUCUCACCACUCUUCUUUCUCUAUACAUACAUUUGUGUGGAGUGUAGCCUACGAGGUAAAAAAACACAGAGGACAUUCACAAUCAUCCAUUCCAUUGAGACUGCCUUAGAGUACAGUAAACCAAGAGGGACAAAAAAAAGGGUCUGCGGUAGAUAAGAUCACACACACUCGUAAAUAGCCUAUAUUUGACACAAAAAAAAUGCACCUAAGCUAAUACACCCAUUUAGUGCCAUAGAAAACCUUUAUUUGCCUUUAGACAUGAAUCAUUUUUACUUGGUCCGUAACGUAUUCAGAAGUCGGAAGCAGGAUUAUUACAACUUUGUGUUUUUGGAGCUGCAUGUCCUUUUUUUUUCGCCGCCAGUUGUGUUAGAUCAAAAGAGGGAGAAAAAAAACGAUAGAUAUUUGCAUGGGAUAUUAGUAAAUUAAGUAUUAGGUUUAUAAAAAUUUGGUGUUGGUAGGAGUGUAUUUUAUAAUUGGGACAUUUCUUUUUGGGAGAAUAUAGUUAGUUUUGGUAUUUGGCAAAGCAAUCCCUUGGUUGUGUGUUUUGUUUUAGCAAGUCGGUUUAUGACGUCUGUGUGUGUGUGUGUGUGUGUGUGUGUGUGUGUGAGUGUUACCAGGAAAAAGAAAGAACGAAAGAAAAAGAAACAGUUUUUGAUGUCCAAAAAAAAAAACAUAAGCAUGGUUAAUACAUUAUAGAAUUGAUUUGCCUCAACGGAUGUCUUGGUUCUUACUUGAAGUAAAAUCGGCAAAUUUUCAAUUCAACUCUGAUCCACUGUUUGAAGCCUUUUGCCUUAAAAAGCUGAAAAAAUGGAAAACGAUACCUGGCAGAUCCAUAAGCCUCAUCGCCCGUAGAGUUAUGCUACUUGGUUGGAUUUUUUUUGUUGUUGUUGCCUAAAUUGUGGUCCCACAGAGAUCUGCGGGUGUCCAGAAGCACACAAAUCAAUUUUUGCGGUAGCACAUCGCUCGAGGUUGCCACAUUGCAGAGAUUGUUUUUUUCCGGAGAGGUUAGGAUAUCGCCAUAUUUGCCACUGUGAAAGAAAAUGAAUUCAGAAUUCACUUGUUAAACAAUCAAAGUUUGGCUUUCUCUUGUUCCCCAGAGCCGAAUGACACUUUUGGGGGACAAAAGUGGUGUACCUCAAAAAAAAAUUAAAAAUCUUGAGAUUGGAAUAAAAGGAAAUCGACACGGGAAGAAAAGAAAAAAACAUCUUGUACAGCUAUGCUAACAAAGAGUUUAACUUUUGUCGUCCAUCUUGUCGUGGAUUUAGUGUAAUUCUGCUUGAACCAGCCUAAAAAUCGGAGACGUGUAUCUACGCGGGGGCGUCGGAUUAGUGUCGGCAGACGUCUCUCGUGUUUUCCUACCUGCCGACGGCGCAGCCAACAACUGCUCCUGGUACUUUUUAUUGGACCUGCAGUUUUACCUCAUCACCACCGAUCUCUUUUUUGUGUGUGACGCCGCUGACAUUGAUCCUCUGUGAUUUUCCUCCUCCUCGCAUUUCCCUGAUGCCAGUCGUGUAGAUUUCUCUCUUAAAGUGUGCGUGUGAGUAACUUUUCAAUAUAUGCAUGUCAAAAACAGAAACGUGCACAAUUCCCUUGGGGGGGGGGGGGGUUCUUUUUUUCUACUCGUCACAACCAAACGGAUGCGUCUGUUAUCCGGUGCAGGUCGUGUGGGGUGAAGGGUCACGCUCUGAUUCAAAGGGAGGAAAAAUGAAGGUAGCUAUAAAAACUUUACCUCUAUAAGUCAAAACAAUAAGAUUUUUUUUUUUACUGUAUGACUAACACUAGUUUGACCACUCUCACCUGCCUGAACACUUGGUUAUGAAUUUUUCUUCCCCCCCUCCCUCCCUCCCUCCCACCAAUAGGACCUGUGUAAUAUUGAGCACAGUGGUGGCAUGGUGCCUUUUAUUUGUUACUACCGAAAGGUACGGUCUUCCAUUUGUACUUUCCAGAAGCCUUAUAGUGGGAGAAAGGAAAAAAAGAUAUUCCUCUGAACAUACGCGACUCCAGUGCAUAGAAUCAUCCGCCCUCUUGAGCAUGAUCUUAUCUCAAACCCCCCUUAUGUGAUCUGACUUUACUAAAAACAAACUUAGUUGUUACUCUCCUUCUGUAUUUGUCUGGAUUUCAUGAGGCUUUUUCUAGCGUCAGCUCCCUUUUUCUAGGGGGGGUGACGGAAUAAAUUGCACACACGCUACUAUGCGAUGCAGUUUCACACAUUGAAGAAGAAAGACGGACGGAUAUCAGUUGUACCGAAAGCACAAAUCCAAAGAAGGCACCUCCCGGGCUUCGUUUGGCGUCCCGACAACACCGAAGGAGAUAAAAAGGAGCCUAGUGACCAAAAUCUUUUUAGGGCAAAGACGUUGAGGGGUGAAAACAUGGGACUCCGGAAAACACGAGGACUGAUUGUCAGUAAAAAAAACCAGUAGACAUUGAACUGUAGAAAGACCGUUAGUCGGGAGCUUCUUUCGUGACUGUUGUCCGCGACUCUGGUGUCACUUCACAAACGGACGCGGCGGCGGCGCCGCCUGCGUCUCCAGAUCAAGUUUUUAAGGCAAACUGUCGUGACUGUCGUUGCAAAGUGAUCGUGGCAGGUUGUUUUGUAUUAUUAUUAUUAUAAUUUUUCUUAGGGUUAGACUGACCACGAAGUAGGGUUGCAGUAGUAGUUAGCCGCGUGCAGUGUUAAUAACCGUGUGAUCAUAACUAUAGACGUGAGUGACGUAACAUUUCUGUUGUCUCGACUACGACAUUAAGGCAUGACUCAUCUUCUCAAGCUGACCUCGUUUUUGAAAUGAGACAAAAGAUAUUUAAAAAAAAAAAAGUGCAAUAACCUUGUGUUUUUUUUACCAUUGCUUCCUCGGUUGUAAAAGAAAAAAAAAUAUUAUUUAAUAUGCCCUUCCUGUUGACACCAAAAGUCACUUGUCUGUAGCAAAUGUAGGAAUUUCAAGUGGUCCUCUUGUUUGCGACUCGGUGGAGUGAGUGAUGUUUCCGUUCUGAAAACUGUGAUCAAUAUCCAACUUUUAAAAAAAAAAAAGAAAAAAAAGCUGCCUGCUCUCAGAACGGUUGGUGCACAAGUUACCCGAUUAGGAUUUGAGUAGAUGCGGGUUAUUAUUGUUUUCUUUUCUUUUUAUUCUCCUUCUGAUAGAUGGGACUUUUGACGGUAUUGUAGUUUGGAACUUUAUGGUUUCUAGCCGCCGGUAGACAUGUUCAUUUGCAUGUGUAGAUGUGUUAUAUGCAUCCUCUUCCUCCUCGAGUGAAACGUUUUUCCUCCCAAAAAUAUUUAGACCUGCUGUCAGUGACGUGUGCGCGUAAAAGGAAAAAAAAAAAAAAAAUGAAAUGCCUUAUAUUUGUUUUUCAUUGUUCAAGCAUUAAGGGGUUCCUCUUUGCGUGUGUCCCCCCUCUCUUUUCAAGCGUGUAGCCUAAAUCUUGUACAGCAAAGAGACUCGUGAGAUUUCUAUCUACUGAAUUAAUAGCCUGUGGUUUUUCCGAAAAAAUGUUGUUACCUGGAGGUUUCCUGUGAUUGUGGUUUUUUAGAGAAACAUUCCCCUUUUUGAAAGUGCCGUUUGUUUUCACCAGCAGAAAAUGUGGAAUUUGAUUAUUUUUGGGGGGGAGGGAGGGAGGGAGGGGGGGAAUGUAUUUACACAAAGGAAACAAAAUUGUUCACAACACUUUUCAGGUGUUUUUCCAGUUGAAACCUGUUGAACUGAAUGACACAAUAAGUAUUUGUGCAGGUUGAAAAUAAGGCAGCGAACUUCUGGCUGAGCACCUUAUCGACUCCCUCCCUCUGCGAGCCCCCCCCCCCCCAUGACGGGGAAGUAGUCUCACGUCAAAAGCUUGAUUAUUCUAAAGCAGAGCCAUAUCGCAGAAUUUCGCCCAUUAGGAGCCCCACCCCCCCUUUGAAUGUGCUAUUAGGAAUAGCCUACUGUAGAAAGGAUGUGUACUUCUUUGCAUGGUGCUGUGACGUUUUAGGCGUUGGUCGUCCCUUUUCAUGUUUUUACGUUUAGUCCGCUUCACUGUAGAUGUUGUUACCCCCCCCCCUUCAUUGCAACUCACAAGCUGUUAACAAUCCUCUCACAACUGGACUUGCAGCAGGCGUCAAUUUGCGGCUGGUGCAGCCUUAAUUCAUCACAAAUUUUAAAAAGAUGAUAGAUAAUGGCUUGCCUGUUUUACGUUGAGUGGCUUAUCUGGGGAAACACAAAAGAGCGAGUUCCUCAUUAUGAGCAGCAGGACUCUGAAUCAGGGCAUGUGAUGAGUUACAAUCAAAUAGUUUCACAGUGCACCUUCACACACACACACACACACACACACACACACACACACACAAAUAAAUGACUGAAAAAAAACAAAUUAUUUAAACUUUUUUUUUUUAUAAGAAAAAGUUGGUUUGUCCACCCAACAUUCCAAAUUUGAUUUCAUUACCCACCGUCCCCCUGUCCCGCUGAUUUGAGGAAAUCUCCCCCCCCCCCCCCCCCCCCAUUUCUGCUUUGCUGGUGAAUGAAGUGGGCGUGUGUGUGUGUGUGUGUGUGUCAAUGACAGGGUUCCCUAUUUAGCCUAACGCUGAUUACCUCAUUUACAAAUCUGCAAAUAUACUACUCUACUGUGUCGAAAAGGAGUCAAUGCCAUCACCAGCAGCGUGGUCUCGAGACCAGUGAUGACGACAGGACCAAGGGAGUUACUCUGUUGAAAUUAGUUUUAAAAACCAAGACCACUCUGGAAAAAUAGGGUAAAGACACAAUUACUUUUUGGUGUUUUUGUUUUUUUUUAAGGCCGAGUGGGGCCUCUCUAAGAUUUCUUCAGUUGGUGAACAGCUGCUACCCAGGUCAACAUCAGGCGCCAUCAGGACAAAGCUGCAGGUACAAAUUUGAGGUGCCAUCACAAUAUUUGAUGGUUAAAAACCAAUAAUUUACAGUGUGUGCAAAAGUGGGAAAAUCUUUAAAAUGUAAGUCGUCACACUCUGCUCCUGAAAACGUUGACCGGGGAGUAGCAGCUGUCGGCAGUAGCAUGGUUCCUGGAAGUCGAGCCGGCCGACGCUUGGUUGUAUCUCCAUGAUUAUUUAAGUGAACGAUCAUGUUGGCAUCACUUGCUGUUUUUUUUUUCCGUAGCAUUUCUCCUACCUCCUUGUUUUUGCAGGCUUGAGUAUUUGUUUUGUCUCUCCACCUGUUCUGACUUUUUAAAAGAAGAAGUGCAUCACAGUACGGGAAAAUACAGAUUUAUCAUAAGCAAUGGUAGUUAUACUAACAACAACAACAAAAAAAAGGUGUGCUUGGUUGUGCUGUGUGUGUGUGUAUGUGUGUGUAUAUGUCUUAUUUGACGUUGAGAAAAAAAUAAUAUUUAUGAGAAGCAUUUAUACGACGAAAUACCACUGGAAUGUGAAGCCAGACAAUGUUAAGAUGCAGAUUAUGAUGAUAGUCUAUCCCCUUUAACAUUCAGUGGCGAAUGAUCAGAGGAAUCAUCUUUUAGAAAAUGAAUAACCAUGCAUUGGCUUUUUUUUUUUUCCUUAUCCUUUUUUUUUCCUUUUUUCCAAACAUGUAUUUCUUUGGUUUCAUCUUGUGCGUACAUACUUCCCCGUCUCGCUGUCUAUUAGACACGAUUUCAACGUUUACAGCUUCGUUCUGGCUCAGCCAUUUAAAUCGCCCCUGCAGUCGUAAUGACACCACCGGUACCAUGGGUCAUCACGAGGAAGACGGGCAAAGGUGGAUUUGUAACUCUUGUGUGCGAGGGGGAGAUUGAGCCCCUCGAGCCGUAUGCCUUUGAAUCUAUCUGUCCACUCUGAACCAAAUUCUGCUUCACAGUCUCCACUCUGCUGUCCCCCCGACAUUUUACAUUCAGUUUGACGACGAGGGGUACAGGACGAAGUGAAAGGUUUGAGGUUUUACUCCCCCUCCCCACCCACUCAAUCCUCCAUCCUCAGCCCACCUUUUGCUUUCUCCAGGACUGGACCACGCCCCCAUCACUCCCACCACUCCCAUCACUCUCUCACCCUAAACCUCAAGCCAUUCAUUCUUCUGUUUUGGUUUAUACAUUUUUUUUGAUUCAUUUUUUUUUCCGACAAUGCAAUCCUGAAAGCACUUUGCCUUGUUAUUCCUUCGUGUGAACAUGUGAAUGAUGAUUUGUUACAGGAAAAAAAAUGUUAAAUAUGUAAAAGAUCAUUCACUGUUUUGGAAAAACCUGCAUCUGUCUUUCUGACGUUAAAAGAAAAAAAAGAGAAAAAAAAUCAACAACAACAACAACAAUUUAGUGACAUUAAACCUGAAUCUAUUUUAUAAAAUGUUUGCUGCAGCCAAUUGGUCUUGUCAUUCAGUAUUGUGGCUUAGGGUUGUUUGUGUUCAAUAAAGUGCUAUUGCUAAAUA